AGUUAGUGAGUAUCAACCGUCGUGCACACAAGUAAAAAUGUCUGGUUUCACUAUAUUUCUCUGCAUUUUAGUCGGCAUAGUAACGAUUGUUUAUAUUUGGCUAAAAAGACAACUCAGCUACUGGCAGAAAUUAGGUAUACCUUGCGAAGAGCCAAGUCUAUUUACUGGAAAUUUUAUUGGAUUACGUACGAAAUAUUCCCUUACUGAACUUUUUGUGAAUUACUAUAACAAAUUCAAGGGAAGUGGACCAUUUGCUGGAUUUUAUUGGUUUCAGAAUCCUGUCUUGAUUAUUUUAGAUACUCAACUCAUUAAAAAUAUACUUAUAAAGGAUUUUAAUAAAUUUACGGAUCGAGGAUUUUAUUCAAAUGAAAAAGUUGACCCACUUACAGGUCAAUUAUUUCUUUUGGAUGGACAAAAAUGGCGCAGUAUGCGGAAUAAAUUGUCUCCUACAUUUACGUCGGGCAAAAUGAAAUUUAUGUUUCCCACCAUCAUCAAAGUAGGCGAGGAUUUCCUAAAUGUUUUAAAUGAAUUGGUAGAUCAAAAUGCCAAAGUCGACAUAAAAGAACUAUUAGCGCGUUUUACUAUUGAUAUUAUUGGAACCUGUGCCUUUGGUCUUAACAUUAGCAGUCUAAGAGAUCCAAAUACGGAAUUUCUUGUAAUGGGGCAAAGGGGAUUAGUCGAAACUAGAUAUGGGUUCUUUGGUACUGCACUGACAAGUACUUUUCCUGAUUUAGCACGCAAACUUCACGUAAAGCAGACACCAGCCGAUAUUGAAACAUUUUUUUUACGUAUAUUCCGUGAAACGGUUGAGUACAGAGAAAAGAAUAAUAUCAGACGCAAUGAUUUCAUGGACUUGUUAAUUGAUCUAAAAAAUAAUAAAUCACUUUUAUCUGAGGAUGGUGAAACGUUGACAAAUUUAACAGUAGAACAGUUAGCAGCACAAGCAUUUAGUUUUUUCAGUGCUGGUUUCGAAAGCUCCUCUAUAUCCAUGAGUUUUGCACUUUAUGCUUUAGCAACACAUGAAGAUAUACAAGAUAAAGUGAGAAAAGAGAUUGAAACAGUUUUUAUAGCGCAUGGACAUGAGUUCAUAUACGAUUGUUUGAUGGAUAUGAAGUACUUGGGGCAAGUUAUAUUAGAAACUCUACGACUCUAUACCGUAGUUCCAGUUAUAAAUCGGAAAUGCUUGGAAGAUUAUGUGGUUGAAGAUAAUAGCAAAUAUGUUAUUAAAAAAGGCACGUCUAUUUUUAUACCAACUGCUGGUAUACAUCUUGAUGAAAAAUAUUAUCCUAAUCCCAAUGUCUUUAAUCCGGAUAAUUUCUCAUCUGAAAGAGUAAACACACGUGAUCAUGGAGAGUUUCUUGCGUUUGGAGAGGGACCACGUAACUGCAUUGGUUUCCGUUUUGGUCUUAUGCAAAUCAAAAUUGGAUUGGCUCUAAUUCUUAAGAAUUACAAAGUUAGAGUGUGUAGUGAGACGCAAGUACCUUUGAAAUUUGAUAAGAAAGCGUUUUUCACAAAGGCCGAAGGCAGCAUAAUACUUAAGUUCGAAAGGAUUUAAACUUAAUGUUUUAAAAAUAAUAGCCAACUCUUUUCUUCUUCUUUUUGAAAUAAAUAAUAAUAUUAUUUCUAAUA
This is a messenger RNA of Teleopsis dalmanni, 1629 nucleotides long. Its product is annotated as cytochrome P450 6a9-like. Lineage: Eukaryota; Metazoa; Arthropoda; Insecta; Diptera; Diopsidae. The record is from RefSeq and is a predicted model, not a curated record. Gene Ontology annotation, molecular function: iron ion binding; oxidoreductase activity, acting on paired donors, with incorporation or reduction of molecular oxygen; monooxygenase activity. Bases 38 to 1555 code for a protein of 505 amino acids. The transcript is spliced from 2 exons.